Molecule: messenger RNA, 810 nt
Organism: Letharia lupina
Lineage: Eukaryota; Fungi; Ascomycota; Lecanoromycetes; Lecanorales; Parmeliaceae
Exons: 2
Coding region: 1-810 (269 amino acids)
Source: RefSeq, a predicted model, not a curated record
AUGACCGUCACCGACAAGACGACCUACUACACGAUCGACUGCGGGAACUUCAACGAUACAUUAUUCUGGCCUGGAUCCAGUGGCUGCGCCAACAACAACAGCUACACCUUUUCGGCAGAUUCAGCCAACACCCAAUAUCUCAUGCCCAACCUCUCCCCCCUCGAACCCGCCGAAAAAGCAAAAGCGGGCCCGGAAACGUCGCUGACACCCAAAAAACCCAGCGUGACGAUCAACUGCGACCCCCUCAACACGGCCAGCUGGGCCCGCUGCGUGACCACCACCCUCUACAACAACGAAGACGCGGACGACAAAUCCAUCAUCAGCUCCACCAUCGUCACCCAGCAAAGCACCGUGCACGAGUCGUCCCUCUACCCCGUCAUCUUCACCGCCCCCGGCCUCGCCGCCGCGGCCGCGGCCGCGACGCCCCAGGACACCCUCGCGCCAUCCACCACCGCCGCACCCCCACCCACCACCACCUCCUCCCCCUCCACCGCCGCACCCGAAUCCACCCACCCCCCGCCCGCCCUCACCCCGGGCGCCAAAGCCGGCCUCGGCGUCGGGGUCCCCCUCGGCGUCCUCGCCCUCGGCGGCCUCGGCCUCCUCCUCCUGCGCGGCCACGUCAAGCACCGGGAACACGCGCGCCUGAGCCAGACGGAGCACCUGGUCGCGCUGCCGGCCGGGGGCGAGGUGAGCGAGUACGGGGCGGCGGGGAAGGGGGGCGGGGGGGACGCGCCGGCGGCGGAUGUGGGCGGGGUGUACGAGAUGCAGGGGCGGCGGUCGUCGGUGAGGAGUGUUGAGUUGGAGGCGUAG